This is a messenger RNA of Hermetia illucens (black soldier fly), 777 nucleotides long. RefSeq names its product RNA-binding protein 8A (gene tsu). Gene Ontology annotation, biological process: RNA splicing. The coding region runs from base 127 to 627 and encodes 166 amino acids. NCBI's taxonomy places the organism in Eukaryota, Metazoa, Arthropoda, Insecta, Diptera, Stratiomyidae. Gene Ontology annotation, cellular component: cytoplasm; nucleus; exon-exon junction complex. Gene Ontology annotation, molecular function: mRNA binding. The transcript has 2 exons. The record is from RefSeq and is a predicted model, not a curated record.
GAAGAAUAUCGAAAUUUAGAAUGUUUUAAGAGGUGAGGUUUCUACCUGUCACUGACAUACUUUCUAGCGAUUCGUGGAGAAAAUACUCAGUAUUCUAUAAGUAAUCGUGGAAUAGCUGUAAGAAGAAUGGCUGACGUACUCGAUAUCGACAAUGCUGAAGAUUUUGAAGUUGACGAUGAUGGAGAUCAGGGAAUUGUCCGCCUAAAGGAGAAAGCUCGCAAACGCAAAGGACGCGGCUUUGGCAGCGAAAGUGUCCCACGCGAGCCAAUUCAUAAUUAUGACCGCGUCCGCAAUGAGGAGGAGGACGAAGCCGACCCAGGACCACAGCGUUCAGUUGAGGGAUGGAUUCUCUUUAUCACAUCCAUCCAUGAAGAGGCUCAAGAAGAUGACAUUCAGGAGAAAUUCUGCGAGUAUGGAGACAUUAAGAACAUUCACUUGAAUUUGGACCGAAGGACAGGUUUCUCUAAAGGAUACGCCUUGGUGGAGUAUGAAACUUACAAACAAGCAUUGGCAGCAAGGGAGGCGUUGAAUGGGACUGAAAUUCUUGGACAGACGAUUAAUGUGGAUUGGUGCUUCGUGAAGGGACCGAAAAGAACAAAGAAGUCGUCGGACAGGAGGAGGCGAUAGAGGGAGUGGAUGAGUUUUGUGUUUUUAUCCCCUUCGGAAUGCAAAUCCGAUUGUAUCUCAUUUCAUACCGUAGAUUAAUGCACUUAUACAAUGUGAGAGAUCAUAUGAAAAAAAACUUUUUAUUUAAUAAAAUGAAACGAAUUGGACACA